ACUAAAAUAAUAGAUAAAGUAUGGUUUAAAAAUGUACGGAGUAUCAAAUUGUAUAGUGGAAAAUUUAUGAAAAAUAAUAAAAUCCAAGCUAAACCCACUAUAAUAAAGAAACAAGUAUAUAGCCUAAUAGCCAUAUAGGAGGGUGGAGGGUGAAUCAUGAAAGUUGGCCUCAUAAAUCUCAAUCUCAAAUCCAAGCAAUGCAGCCAUAAAUUAUUCACAAAAAGCAAAGCCUCUUCCUGGCUUCUCCCUCUUUUUCUUGCCCUUCUUUAACUUGCAACCAUCUAUCUGCUUUUCCAGCACUUGUGCUUUAAAACUAUCCCAUGUGACCUUAGUUAACCUUGAAAUAGAAAAUUCACACCUGUUUUUUCUUACUUCCCAACAAUGGCCAAAACAACAAAUCCUAGGAAGCUCACAAAAGAAGUUCACAGAACAAGAAGAAGUCAACCCCCUUCACAGAGGGAAGAUGACAAAGAAAAGCAGCAGUCGCAGUCGCAGCAGCAGUCGCAAGCAUUACCUUCAUGGGUGGUAAUGAGGAACAUUCUCACUUGCAAGCACCUCCAAGUGGAGCAACAGCCACAGCAAGAGCAAGCAUCACUGUCCCAGAAAAAGAAACAGCAAAAGCAAAAGCAAAAGCAUGCUGAAAAACCAGCAAUACCGGAGGAAAACAGCAAGAAGAAUAAGAAAAUGAAAUGUUCAGGGUCACUUUGCAACAACACAAAAGUGAUGCAGAGGCCUGAAACAGCUUCCCCUGAAACACUUCAGAGAAAAAGCAGGGGUGGUCCUACCCAUGCUAGUACUAGCACCACCAGUAGCAGCAGCCAUGAAGGAUCAAAUCGGUCAAUCAAAUCUCCUGUUUUGAGUGACCUUAGUAACACUAAUGGGGUCUUACUUAAAUCAUCUUCUUCUAACAGUACUACUGCUGCUAAUUACUCUAUUAAAGGGAUUCCAUUUAGAAGACUUUCAGGGUGUUAUGAGUGUAGAAUGGUUGUUGAUCCUGUUUUGUCUUUCACUAGAGAUCCUUCUCUUAGAGCUACUAUUUGUUCUUGCCCUCAUUGCGGCGAAGUUUUCAUGAAACCUGAGAAUUUGGAGCUUCAUCAGGCUGUCAGGCAUGCAGUAUCUGAACUGGGUCCUGAGGAUACAAGUAAGAAUAUAGUAGAGAUUAUAUUCCAAUCAAGCUGGCUAAAGAAGCAAACUCCAGUAUGCAAAAUUGAUAGAAUUCUUAAAGUCCACAACACCCAAAAGACCAUCAACAAGUUUGAGGAAUAUAGGGACUCAAUUAAAUUUAAGGCAACAAGGCUCCCUAAAAAACAUGCUAGGUGCAUAGCUGAUGGAAAUGAGCUUCUAAGGUUCCAUUGCACCACAUUUAUGUGCUCCCUAGGUUUAAAUGACUCCUCCAACCUUUGUAAUUCCAUCCCACAUUGCAAUGUUUGUAGCAUUAUUAAAAAUGGAUUUAAGCUAGCCGAUGAGGGGCCUACAGGCAAAGACAUACUAACGACUGCCACGAGUGGGCGAGCUCAUGAUCGAGCUGAUGUUGGUUCAGAGGAGCAGGAGAGGAGGGCAAUGCUGGUGUGCCGGGUGAUUGCCGGCCGGGUCAAGAAGAGCCCAGAAGGUGGUGGAUCAGAGGAGUAUGACUCGGUGGCCGGAGCAACCGGAGUUUAUUCAAAUUUGGAUGAGUUGUAUGUUUUUAACCCCAAGGCAAUUCUGCCUUGUUUUGUUGUUAUCUAUAGGGGGUUUUAGAUGUUUGGGCUGGAGAUCUUAAAUUAGUGUAGAUUAUUUCUACAUGCUUUGGUUAUUGUAUAUCUUCAGCUUUGGGUAGGGCAACGUUUUAAUGAUAUUUUGUACUAUAUGCAAAAUGUGCAUGGAAAUGGUAGCCUUUGGUUAGAAAACCCAAGCAAUGCAAGUUAAGAUUGUUCUAAUUUGGCUCCAGUCAACUCUUUAAAAAAUGAAAAAGACCAACUACCAACUUAGCCAGUGAGUUAAAUUAUUUCAUUUGAUCUCAUUGAUAAGUUCAUUUCAAAAGUAUAAUGACAGAAGUUAGAUGAUUUAUAGUAAUGGUUUGGAGCUAUUGUGAAGUAAAGAAAAUGAAAGAUUAUAUUCAUUGAUAAUUCUCUUAUUAAAAGAAAAAGUUAUGAUAGAAAAGGGAGAUAAAAAAAAACCUGGUCGGUUUGGCAUGAACAGAUGUCCUAGAAAUAGAUAAUGAAGUGAAAGAGAUGUCACUGCAACUCAUCACAAAUGGAAAUCUGUUUGUUAGUUGUAAUACAGAUGCCAUAAACAAGCUAGAUGUGGUCCAAUCUAACAAUAUUAUUGCCCCCUAUAAAAGCGCCCAACCAAACAAAAUUAUUGACCCUAUAAAUUAAAAAACACCAAAUCCAUGCUUCUU
Messenger RNA from Chenopodium quinoa (quinoa), 2380 nucleotides. RefSeq lists its product as uncharacterized. Lineage: Eukaryota; Viridiplantae; Streptophyta; Magnoliopsida; Caryophyllales; Amaranthaceae. Bases 382 to 1737 code for a protein of 451 amino acids. The transcript has 2 exons. The record is from RefSeq and is a predicted model, not a curated record.